CAAACUUGGUUUAUUUUAAAUACACCAAAAAAGAUGAUAAUACGCCAAAAUGCCAUUCUCUCUUUGUUAGCAAAGUGCCGAAGCAUGAGUGAGUUGAAGAAACUGCAUGGGCUAAUAAUCACAACCCCAACUAUUAAUAAAAGCAUAAUCCCUUUGAGCAAGCUCAUUGACUUCUGUAUAGAUUCACAAUUUGGGGACAUCGAUUAUGCACACUUAGUUUUUCGCCGAAUUGAUUCCCCCAGCGUUUACAUUUGGAACUCCAUGAUUAAAGGCUAUGCCAAUGGUUACAAUCCAAGAGUGUCUAUGAUUCUUUAUAGACAAAUGAUGCAGACAGGGUACUCACCAGAUCACUUCACAUUCCCUUUUGUGCUCAAAGCAAGUUCCCUGCUUUAUGAUCAAGAUUGUGGAAGAUGCAUCCAUAACUGCAUAGUGAAAUCUGGGUUUGAAGCAGAUGCAUAUGCAGCCACUGGGUUGCUCCAAAUGUAUGUGUCUUGUGCAGAUAUGACUUCUGCGCUCAAGGUGUUUGAUAAUAUUCCCAAGUGGAAUGUGGUUGCUUGGACUUGCUUGAUUGCUGGGUACGUAGACAAUAAUCAGCCAUACGAAGCUUUGGAGGUGUUUAAGGACAUGGAUCAUUGGGGUGUAGAGCCAAAUGAAAUCACCAUGGUUAAGGUUAUGAUAGCUUGCGCACGGAGUAGAGACAUAGGUACGGGGAGAUGGGUCCACGAGCGCAUUCGUAAGGCCGGUUAUGAUCCCUUCCUCUCAUCAUCAAGUAGCAAUAUCAUUCUUGCAACUGCAAUUCUUGAGAUGUAUGCUAAAUGUGGUAGCUUCAAGACUGCAAGAGAUUUAUUCAAUAAAAUGCCUCAAAGAAACACUGUUGCUUGGAACAGUAUGAUUAACGCUUACAAUCAAUAUGAGCGACAUGAGGAGGCACUAGAUCUCUUCUUUGAUAUGUUGGUAUCCGGCCUUAAUCCAGAUAAGGCCACCUUUCUAAGUGUUCUGAGUGUCUGUGCUCACUUGUGUGCUUUGGCACUGGGACAAACUCUUCAUGCUUAUCUUUUGAAGAGCAACAUUGCAGAAGACAUUGAAAUGGCAACUGCCCUUCUCCACAUGUAUGCCAAGACCGGUGUGUUGAUUAGCGCGCAGAAGAUUUUUUAUAGUCUGCAAAAGAAAGACGUGGUGGUUUGGAGUAGCAUGAUUAACGGUUUAGCCAUGCAUGGUAAUGGAAAUGAAGCACUGAGAAUGUUUCAAAUGAUGCAAGAGGAUGAUUCGGUUCUCCCUGAUCAUAUUACUUACAUUGGAGUUUUAUUCGCAUGUAGUCAUGUUGGGUUGGUUGAAGAGGCUAAAAAACAUUUCAAUCUGAUGACAGAAAGAUAUGGUAUAAUGCCGGAAAGUGAGCAUUAUGGUUGCAUGGUUGAUCUUUUGAGUCGCGCAGGUCAUUUCAGAGAGGCAGAAAAAUUGGUGGAAACCAUGGCGGAACAACCAAACAUAGCCAUAUGGGGUGCUCUUCUAAAUGGCUGCCUGAUUCAUGAAAAUGUCUCUCUUGCCAAUCAAGUGAAAAUGCAACUUACAGAGCUGGAACCUGCUGAUUGGAGUGGAGUUCAUGUUCUUCUAUCUAAUAUAUAUGCCAGGGCUGGUAGAUGGGAAGAGGUUAACAUGACUAGAAAAGUGAUGAAGCAUAGAAGGAUCACAAAGACAAUUGGUCAUAGUUCAGUUGAAAUGAAGUUGAUAAGCUAAUGAUCAUCGUAGGGUUCAUCUCUUGUAUCAGAUUACAGAGUAACUCCUUUACUUUCACCAGUGAAGGUUAGUAGGUUACUAUUAACGGAUCGGAAGCCAAAUAUAGUUCAACAAUAUAAGUGUGCAAAAUUAAUGUAUUGUAUCCAAUUGUUUUUAUUUAUUGUUGCCUACUCGAUCUCUUGACAUUUUUUUGCCCUUCUUGUUAUGUAGCUAAAGAAAAGAAUAAAUAGAAA
Molecule: messenger RNA, 1967 nt
Organism: Arachis stenosperma
Lineage: Eukaryota; Viridiplantae; Streptophyta; Magnoliopsida; Fabales; Fabaceae
Product: putative pentatricopeptide repeat-containing protein At3g05240
Exons: 1
Coding region: 34-1734 (566 amino acids)
Biological process (GO): RNA modification
Cellular component (GO): intracellular membrane-bounded organelle
Molecular function (GO): protein binding; RNA binding
Source: RefSeq, a predicted model, not a curated record